Messenger RNA from Nasonia vitripennis (jewel wasp), 4919 nucleotides. RefSeq lists its product as uncharacterized. The coding region runs from base 451 to 1791 and encodes 446 amino acids. The record is from RefSeq and is a predicted model, not a curated record. The transcript is spliced from 3 exons. NCBI's taxonomy places the organism in Eukaryota, Metazoa, Arthropoda, Insecta, Hymenoptera, Pteromalidae.
GAUUUCCCGAAUGCGCGUCGAUCAGUAGAAAAGCGCGCCAACGGCAUUCGUUUCCGAGAAUUCGGCGGCCACCUUGCCAUGACGCAAUCAGUUCGCUCUUUCAGCGCGCGCGAUUUUGUGGCUUAGUGAUGCCAACCUCAGCAUCGCGCAACAGUUCGUGACUAGCUAGUGCGUUCGUUCAGAAUUUUUUUUCUUUUCUCUCAUACACGUAGUCUGCACGAGGUAUGCAUAUUUUUUUAUUUGUGUUCAGUGCCUGCGUGCACGUUUGCGUUAUUCACUCUGUAAACCUCGUGAUAGAAGUCUAGCUAGCUGCGUUCCUAUGCUGGGUCCUAUGCCCCUGCGUAGUGUGGCUCAAGAUCCGUUUACGAUUAGUAGCGUUCAUUUUGUGAGGUGCCUGCGUGCACCCAGUAGGCAAUUUUGUCAUUGUUGAGCAGGUUUUUCCUAGCGUUUAUGAGCGCCAGCGGGCACUCUGCGAUCAACAGUCAGUCUCCUAGUAAGACUCGAUCAGACACAAUUUUCGGCUCCAAGAUGACUCUGGUGCACAGCGAUUCUGAGGAUGAAGUCCGCGGCAAGGAGGCCUCUGGUAAGGACAAACCAUCCUCUAACCAACCCAUCUCUGAUCCUCAGACUCUUUUAGAAGUCACUCUAACUAAUCUUAAAAUCGAAAUUCCCAAUUUGAUUAAAGGAGCAGUUGCUCCGCUGCAGGCUCAGAUCGACAAUCUGUCGGAUAGGCUUCAUUUGCAAACUUCUCCUGCAUCCUGCUCUGAAAAUAACAGAGCCUCCGCUCUCAGCACCUCGAACCAGUUGCAUCGCUCUCUCAAUCCGGCUGCUCCUUCUUUUUCGGCAUCUAAACGGGUUCCUUCAUCCGGUGCGUCGUUUUCUCUCAUUGAUUUAAGGAAUAAUCCGAUUCCUACGGAUACUCAAACCACUAUGAAUCAACCUGCAACCAAUGCUCCUGGCAGCUCUGUCCCAGCAGACUUGAUUCCGACAAAUACUGACGUUUCUCGUCCUCACUCAGAUGCCUUUCUGGCUCAAAAAAUCAAUCCAGGUCCUUUCUGGACUCACAAUCCAGAAGGCUGGUUCGUAGGUCUCGAAAUCAACUUCGAGAUUCUCAACAUCACUGAUGACAAGCUUAAAUUCGCCACUCUUUGGCGCAGCUUGAGCAGAGAUGUUGCCCUUAGAAUUGAUAGUACUAUUCGUAACCUACCCCUCGAAGGCAGAUACGAGGUGGUUAAACAAGAUCUACUAAAAGAGUUCUCUGACACUGUUGAACAGCGUCUUGACAAGCUUUUCGAGAGAAGCGCUCUUGGUAGCAAGAAACCUUCUGACCUUCUCAAGGAAAUGUAUAUUCACGCCGGUCCCAACAUCGAUAAGGACGGUGUGCGUAGUUAUUGGAGGAAACUCCUUCCCAAGGACGUGCAGUUUGCGAUCGCGUCGUUAACCGAUCUUCCCGACGACAAGCUAUUUGAGCUUGCGGACAGGAUUCAUCACAUUCAUAACUCCGUCCCAGAUCAACGUUUCAAUGCGGUAGAAAUGGACAGAUCUAUUUCUUCAGUCGAUUUUCAAGACUUCAGCAAGCACCUUGCCAGCUUAGAGAAGACUUUGCGUGAGUUCCGCAACUCUUCUCGCUCUAAUAACGACUCCAAUAGAUCAAGGAGCAAGAGCCGCAAUUCUAGGUCCCGCAAGAGUGCUUCAGGGUUAUGUUUGGCGCACACUAAGUACCCAGACAAUCCCACCUCCUGCAGGGAUUGGUGUGCUAAAAACGCCGAGUGGAAGGCAAAAAACCAAUAAGGCCUGUGGACUUCGAGACCGUCUGUCAUGGUCAUUCCUCUAAGCGUCACCACAUCCAAGACCUCCUAUCUGGUCAAUUUUUUCUUAUAGAUACAGAAGCAUACCUCUCUCUGCUUCCUGCUGUAAAUAGUAUUAGAUCUAAGCCCGAUAGUCUUAAGUUAUUUGCGGCCAAUGGCACCAAAAUUAAUACGUAUGGCGAAUCUCAUCGCACGCUAGAUCUUGGUCUUCACAGGAAACGAGUAAUAGCCUGGUUUAAAGUAAAAUCUUCAUAAAUAAGUUGUUAAGUAAAGAAUCGUUUUUGCAGUUUAAAAGUCUUAAAAGUGUAGCUAGCGGUCUUGGUUUCAAGUACGUCUGGCAUAGAGGCGGUCGUUUCUUGGCAAAAAUGCGGGACGGGGAGAUGUCACAUCAUUUUCAAACGGCAGCAGCCUUGCAAGCUAUCGCUGCAUCAUAUUCUUGUAUGAUGGGUAACGACAAUAUUGUAAAUAAUGCGACAUCGGUACGUAACGGUAACGCGAUCACUGAGACUGCGUCAUGCUCAGGAUCGCUAGAUAAAGACAGUACGAAAAACUGACUAGGCGGAGUGAAGGUGAGAGGAGCAGAGUGUGAUGGGUUGAGGGCGGGUUUUGUCAACGCUACCUCGCUGAACAGGCACAUGGAGAUGUUUCGUCAAUUCCUGGCGACUGCUCGUCCUUUCUACCAUCUCUUUGGCGUGGCUGAGUCGCGUUUCGGGCCAAGCGUCGACGAUGUAUUUGCUUAGGUAAAGGGCUACUCUGUCCUUCGGCAGGACAGGAAUACCCAAGGUGGAGGUGUGCUAUACAUCCACAAUAGUUACAAGGCGAUCAUACUGUGCUCAUCUCUAACAACGACGGAUGGUAGAAAGCCCGGGAUUCCAGAGUACCUUAUGUGUAGAAUUCAAAAGGGCCGCUUGCCCCCCAUUUUUGUCGCCGUUAUAUACAGACCACCAGGUAUUUCUUUCAUGACCAACUCUGAUCUGGUGGAUAAAUUAAAACUAUAUGCGGAUGACUAUAAUCAUCGUAUAGUCAUGAGAGACCUGAACGCAAAUAUGUUGUCGACGUCUCAGGAUGCGAAUUUUGUCAGGGAUUUGGCCUAUGAGUUGAAUCUCAAAUUAGUUGAACAUGGCGCGACGCACCACGUCGGGGAGUCUCAUACGUGGAUUGACGUAAUCUAUGCUGACGACAAUGAAGUAGUGCUGAAUGCGAACAAUAUGAUGGCCACCUUUCCGAGUAGGCAUAACAUCAUUGAUUUUACGUUUCGGACUCCAAAGUCGGAAUCUCUUACUCUAACUCCAUUCUUUUAUAGAGAUUUUAAAUCCAUCAGGUGCGAGGAGCUUCUUUCCCUUCUCGAAACCUGCGAUUGGUCGACCAUCAGUUGCCCGGGCAUGACCACAGACAGUAAAUUAGAAGCGCUUAGUGGUAAAAUCAUGAUUGUCAUUGAAAAACUUGCCCCUUUAAAAAAAUUUAAACCCAAAAAUAAAAAAUCUUCACCGUGGGUCAAUGCAGAACUUGAAGACCUUUAUGAUAAGCGUGAUGCGGUCGAACGAAGAUUCAAAAGGACCCGUGAUUCGAGGUUCUGGUCGGAAUUCCAGUCUCUUGCGGCUCAAGCAGAACAGCGCAUAAUCGAGGCGUGAGAGGCUUUUAUUCAGGCCAGAAUUUCGGAGGCCCUGAACAACAACAAAAACAUCUGGAUUGAGCUUCGUAAUCUUGGACUAUUGUCCACAACUAAGGAGGAACUGCACGGUUUCUCCCCAGGCGAGUUCAAUGCCCAGUUUGCCGGGGUCUCCAUAUCAGAAUCAGAGAAACUCCGCGAACUCCGCGAUUGAUUUGCAUAUAUUGCAUAAAAAGAUUCUAUUAAUUGCGGAAUCGUUAACAAUGUUAACAAUUUCACUCAAAAAAUUGUGAGUGUUUUUGUUUAUUAGCGAAAAAUCAAAAACUUUUUGCACUGCGAGAGACGCAUAUAUAUACAGUUUUCUCAGCAGAUAAUUACAUUUGAGGAAUGAAAUUGACGCGAAUCGUUUUCAAUUUAUUUGCGGAUUAUAAAUAUCAAGGUCUAAGUUCAUGAUUCGCGAUAAUUAUUUAAUAAUAAAUUAAUUUAAUAUUCUGGGUAAUCGACAAGCCAGUUCGCUGAUCUGCGUCCUAUUUUAGAGCAUCUGCGCACGUCCAGUGCGCGGGCUAACGCGCGAAUUUCAAAUUUUGCGUUAUGCUGCAGCGGUGCGUGAAUAUUUAUGAAUAACAAACAUAACCUGAAAAGUUGUAGAGCAGACAAAAAGGAAAAUAAGAAGAACGAGUGCUGCCCGAGUGAGAAUCCGUCGGCGCGAGCACCGAAGAGACAAAUAAAGUAGAGUAGAAGCCACAUAGAAGACUGAUCAAGAAUUUGGUUAAGACCAGAGCUCAGCAAUCUUGCAAAACUUUAACAUGUCCGUUGAAGCACUCAGCGAUUCCGAGCUUCGGACUAUAAACUUUGUGAUGAUGGGUAUGAAAAUUCUUGUCAAAAGGCUGAAGACACUCUUGGAAUAGUCGUGGAUCAGCAGGAUCUCGGACCUCGAUGGCUGCAAGGUAGAGCUAUCACUAUGAUACCAUACAGAUGACGAUAUCUCUGCAAGUGCAAACAAUAAAAAGAAGAAAGCUCCGCUUAAUACCGCAGAUAAACUUUAGCUAAUCCUAUAUGAUAUGCCACCGCCUGCAACAGUGCAAAUCCCAUCUAUGCUUGCAGCUCAAAACACAGCAAAGAAGCGAAUGUCUAGAAAUUUACAGGCUGCAGACUCAGAAGAUUUGGAUGUAAAUAAUGUUGUACCCAUAAUUCGUACACCUCCACCUUUAAAUAAAUUUCAAAGCAAGACCUGAUGUUAAACCUUGUUGGCUUGCCACCAGGAGAAUAUAAAUAACUAGAAUAUUGAUAGUAUUAGUUUCCGUAGUUUUUUAAUUUAUAGGGUACAUGGCUGGGCGUGAAACCUCUGAUGCUGUUGCCAUUGUGUAAGGAAUAAAAAGGUUUAGAAAAAUUCUUGGGAAAUACAGAUGCAAGUAAGGUUCCAGAAUACUUAAGGAAGGAUUUGAAGGAAUUCGCAGAAAUGUUAUAUAUAAUUGAAAAAGGUCUAUCGCAGUAUACAAAAG